This is a messenger RNA of Archocentrus centrarchus (flier cichlid), 2115 nucleotides long. It is a transcript of the gene lrmda, whose product is annotated as leucine rich melanocyte differentiation associated. NCBI's taxonomy places the organism in Eukaryota, Metazoa, Chordata, Actinopteri, Cichliformes, Cichlidae. Gene Ontology annotation, molecular function: protein binding. The transcript is spliced from 7 exons. Bases 180 to 881 code for a protein of 233 amino acids. The record is from RefSeq and is a predicted model, not a curated record. Gene Ontology annotation, biological process: melanocyte differentiation.
GAUUGAAACGGCACGCGGAAACAGUAAAGUCAAUUUGAAAUCGCCAGAAGUUCUCCAAAGCACUCGGUCUUCACCCACAAACAACAGCACUUAAUGUAAACCUAAAGCGGGUUGUUUCGUGCGCGGGAUUGUUGGAGAGCGACUGGGAUAGUCGGACUAAAAACACGGGGGAGAAAACUAUGGCAAGCAACGAAUCGCUGGUCGCGUUGAAUGGGAAGCAGAUUUCAUACAUUGGGCAUGACUGUGAGGAAAUCCCAAACUUCCUUGGAGAGAUGUACGGCCAGUUUGCACGAAGGCUGGAUCUGAGUUUUAAUCGGCUCAGGUCACUGGCAGCCCUCAAAAUGUUCGCUGAGCUGGAAGAGCUGAUCGUCGACAACAAUCUGCUUGGAAAUGACCUCCAGUUACCCAGGUUACCCAACCUCCACACCCUGACACUCAACAAGAACCAACUGACUGAUAUCGAGGCCUUGCUGGAACACUUGGCUGAUGUGACCCCAUCACUCGAGUACCUAAGCCUGCUGGGAAAUGAGGCCUGUCCUAACCAGCUGGUCAGCCCGGAUAAGGAUGAGGAUGACUACCAGAGAUACAGGUACUUUGUUCUGUACAAGUUGCCACAGCUGAAGUUUCUGGACACCAGGAAAGUAACCAAAAGAGAAGUGAUGGAGGCACAGGAAAGGGGUGCAUUCAUGAAAGUGGUCAAGCCCAAGGUGGAAGCUUCACUUAAUGAGGCUGGAAGUGAGAGUCAGCCACUGCCAUAUUCACCUCUACCCCGAGGAGCAAGAGAUCCCAGGAACCACAAAGGGGUAUUUGCCAAGUGUCGCUACAUCUACUAUGGCAAGCACUCAGAGGGCAACAGAUUCAUCCGAAACGAUCAGCUCUGAUGGGCAGCUGCUCAGGCUCAGUGAGGGAUACAGAUGACAGUGGUUGCUAACAGAAGGACGGGAGGAUCAAGGCAGGCUAAUUUAUUAAAACCAGUGGUGAAAUUUGGCUCCUUUGAUCUCCAAUUGGGAAAGAAAAAAGGAUUUAAACUCUUUCAAAAAUAUGCUCUUAUAUAAGAGGAAGGGUUUCUUUUAGUUUGUUGUGUUUUUAAAGAUCAUAUUGCAGCCCCCAUAGUUAGAGCCUCUUCAGCUUCUGCCUCCCUGCAUUGCAGCUCAGCCAGAGAUGACACUCCGAAUGACAUGAUUGCCUCUAAGCAUUUGCAGCCGCAAAACUCCAGACUCACAACACACAAACACAAGGACACAACUCUUCUCUCUCUUUCUCAGCGACAAACAUACCCGGCCAAUUGCAUCCUCUUCUUUGACAGCCGUGAUCGAUCACUUGUCCACUACCACCACUAAUCAAGGGUGAGGAGGUUAGGGUCACACACCUGGGGCCUGACAUGGACUCAUCUCUUUUAUUCUGUGAAUCAUUUGCUCACACACACUCAUGUAAAUGCUAUUUAAAGCAUUAAGACAUUAAGACAAUAAUUUAACAGAACAGGGCUUAUACAGCUUCAUUAAAACAUUGCUGUUUUUUUCAGUCAACACCUCAGGCACAAUCAGUGCUUCUUGUUUAGUUUGGAGCAAAAUAUUUUUUUCUUUCCUUUUUUUUUCUGCUUGUAUAAUUUUUAUUUGGUUAUGUUUUUAUCUUUUGGUUGCUUAGAAGAGAAUGUGUCUUUCUGAAAGUCAAAGGUGUGAUAACUAAGAAGGUUUGGUCAGUUCUUUAUGCAGUGUGCAGCUUAAAGAUAAAAACAUUCCAGUACCAGCUUUAUUGAAGAAGAGUUACUCAUGAGUUUUUUGCCUUUCCAGGUUCAUGUCAUAUUGCUGUCAUUAUUUGCUUACUCUUGGAACACCUCAGAACAACCAGUGUUGCUGCAUGAGAAAUGUUUACAUUUUAUUAUUCGCUUUAUAAUUAUUGCAGCUUAACGUUGCAGUAUUGAUCCUUGUAACACCUUUUCGCAGCAGUGGGUCAAAUUUCUAAGGCAACAAAUAGAAAUUUGAAUGUGAAUGAUGUAAUAAAUCUGAUCUGAUGUGAAAUCAUAUUAGCGGGAUUUAAUUAAAUGGGUUGAACUAACACGUGUCUCUUGUCAAAUUGAUAUGGAGUUUAAGGUACUAUGGUGCUUUCAUAUUUAAU